Molecule: messenger RNA, 1511 nt
Organism: Heterobasidion irregulare TC 32-1
Lineage: Eukaryota; Fungi; Basidiomycota; Agaricomycetes; Russulales; Bondarzewiaceae
Product: AAA ATPase
Exons: 12
Coding region: 49-1410 (453 amino acids)
Biological process (GO): proteasome-mediated ubiquitin-dependent protein catabolic process
Cellular component (GO): proteasome regulatory particle, base subcomplex
Molecular function (GO): ATP hydrolysis activity; proteasome-activating activity; ATP binding
Source: RefSeq, a predicted model, not a curated record
GACUACGUUUCUUUAUUACCACCACAACCGCCCUCAUCGCUGUUCACGAUGCCACCUAAAGCUGAUUGGGAAAAGUACAACAAGAAGGUGGACGAGAAGGAGGAGAAGAUAGUCUCUCUGGAUGAUAGUGACAUUCAGAUUCUCAAGACUUAUGGACAAGGCCCUUACGCGUCACAGCUGAAGAAAAUAGACGGCGAUAUUAAAGACAUUCAGAAGCGAAUCAAUGAGAAGCUGGGCGUGAAGGAAUCCGACACCGGUCUCUCAUCACCCAACCUCUGGGACCUUCCCGCCGAUCGUCAGCGUAUGUCUGCACACGCCUUCCAGGUCGCUCGGUGUACGAAGAUUAUUCCCGUGGACGAGAAGCAAGCAGAGGCAGCUCGAGCUGUGAACCCCGCAGGCGCUGCUCAAGGCCAGAAGGGCGCAGACGAACAAGACAAAUAUGUCAUCAACAUCAAACAAAUUGCCAAGUUUGUUGUCGGCCUUGGUGAUCGUGUAGCGCCAUCGGAUAUUGAGGAGGGUAUGCGUGUCGGCGUAGACCGACAUAAAUAUCAAAUCAUGAUACCUCUUCCCCCGAAGAUCGAUGCGUCGGUCACAUUGAUGCAAGUCGAGGAGAAACCAGAUGUGACGUACUCGGACAUUGGUGGAUGCAAGGAGCAGAUUGAGAAACUGCGCGAAGUCGUCGAGACACCAUUACUUUCUCCAGAGCGUUUCGUCGACCUCGGCAUCGAUCCGCCGAAGGGGGUCUUACUUUUCGGCCCACCAGGGACUGGCAAGACCUUGUGUGCACGUGCAGUUGCCAACCGGACAGACGCCACGUUCAUCCGUGUCAUUGGUUCCGAGCUUGUACAGAAAUAUGUUGGGGAGGGUGCGCGGAUGGUUCGUGAGUUGUUUGAGAUGGCACGAGGCAAGAAGGCUUGCAUCAUCUUCUUCGAUGAAGUGGACGCCAUUGGUGGGACGCGGUUCGACGAUGGGGCUGGAGGUGACAAUGAAGUACAGCGGACGAUGUUGGAGUUGAUUAACCAGCUCGAUGGGUUUGACCCACGAGGGAACAUCAAAGUACUUAUGGCGACGAAUAGGCCAGAUACCCUUGAUCCCGCGCUCCUGCGUCCCGGUCGUCUGGAUCGGCGAGUGGAGUUUUCAUUACCGGAUGCACAAGGCCGAGCGCACAUCCUCCGCAUCCACUCCCGAAGUAUGAGCGUCGAGCGGGACAUUCGUUUCGACUUGAUUGCCCGGUUGUGUCCUAACACAACUGGCGCUGAGCUACGGUCCGUUUCAACCGAGGCCGGUAUGUUCGCUAUUCGCGCUCGGCGGAAGGUUGCCACCGAGCGUGACUUCCUCGAUGCUGUUGAGAAGGUAGUCCAGCAAGGCACGAAGUUUUCAAGCACACCUCUCUACCAAGUGUAUAACUAGACUCCGCCUGUGUACAUUUUCUGUCUAUGUUUAAUUUAGCUUUCCCUGUCGUUGAGAAUGUACAUGUACAUGUGUGAACAAGAAGCAUCUGACAUCGAGCC